CUUCGAAACCUCGGUUUGUUUGGCCCAUCACUAAACGUCACAUCACUACGGCCGCCAAUCAAAACCAAAAAAGAAGCGUCCUGGAGGAAGGCAGUGGUGCGGUUGGGUGCUGCGGUGCGGAGUUCGUAUCGCUUGCUAGUGGAUCACCGGCUUCAAGAGCCGUCUACCGUGACAGUUGAAUGAAGCCAAAGGUGGAUUUUAAGUGAAACCUAAAAGUCAUAUCUGGAGGAAGACCAGGAUCACCUGAUUCCAGCAAAAAUGGAUGGAAGACCCACUUGUAACCAGUGUGGAAAGGCUUUCACCACAGCAGGUGGCUUAAAAAUCCACCACCGUGUCCACACUGGAGAAAGGCCAUACAACUGUGACCAGUGUGGGAAGACUUACACCACAGCAUUUCACUUAAAAAUCCACCAACGGAUCCACACUGGGGAGAAACCAUUCAUCUGUUAUCAAUGUGGAAAGGCCUUCAUUGAUCCAAGUUACCUUAAAACCCACGUACGCAUCCACACUGGAGAAAGACCCUAUAGCUGUGACCAAUGCGGAAAGGCUUUCACCAGAGUAAGUGAAUUGAAAAUUCACCAACGCAUCCAUACUGGAGAAAAACCAUAUGGCUGUGGCCGUUGUGCAAAGGCUUUUACCACAGCAAAUCGCUUAAAAAUGCACCAACGCAUCCACACUGGUGAAAGACCAUAUGACUGUGACCAGUGUGGGAAGACUUACACCACAGCAAGUGACUUAAAAAUCCACCAACGCAUCCACACUGGAGAAAGACCAUAUGGCUGUGACCAGUGUGGAAAAGCGUUCACCAGAAUGAGUCAUUUAAAAACCCAUCAACGGAUUCACAGUGGAGAGAAACCAUUCAGCUGUUAUCAGUGUGGAAAGGCUUUCAUUGAUUCAAGUUACCUUAACAUCCACCUACGCAUCCACACUGGAGAAAGACCAUAUUGCUGUGACCAGUGUGGAAAGGCUUUCACCUCAGCAAAUUGCUUAAAAAGGCACCAACGCAUCCACACUGGAGAAAGACCAUAUGAUUGUGAGAAGUGUGGGAAGGCUUUCAUCAGAAUGAGUGGGCUUAAAAUCCACCAACGCAUCCACACCGGAGAAAGACCAUAUGACUGUGACCAGUGUGGGAAGACUUUCAGAACCUUGUCUGCAUUACAACCUCACCGUUGUGUUCACCACAAGAAUAAGAUGUACCCCUGUGAUAGGUGCACGAAGAUAUUCUGGUCAUCUUCGUCUUACAAGUGUCAUCAACGGACCCAUAUUGGAGAGAAUUCCAACCAGUGCUGAUUCGGUGACACAUCUUUUAUCACAGGUUCACAAUGUACCAAACAUAAAUGAGUCAAAGAUUUCCACAAAAGACAAAAAGUGAACAGUUGCACAAAAAGUAAGACUUAAAGAUAGUGGAAACAAUAAGUGUCAUAACACACCUAAACAGUAUGAGUGUUGGCAAUGUCCAAACAGAUUCUGGUCAUCCUCUGCUCUCACAUCAUCAGCACAGAUGUGAAUCAACGUCUGGAUCAAACAGUACCUCACCAUCAGACGAGAAGAAGAAACACAGUGUGAUUGAACCAGCAGCACCGACUUCUUCUGACAAGAAAUUAGAAAACCUCAAACUUAAAAACCUCCAGAUCAGGCUUCACAGGAUCCAGAUGUGAAGACAAACACCAGACUGAAAGAUGUGUUUUGUUGUCCUCAGAGUACAGAAGUGUGUUCUAAUGCACCACCUUCACACAACAGUGAUGUUACAGAACCUCAACCUGCCACAGGGUGAAAAGUUCAACUAGUGGAUGUCAACAAGGAACUGGUUAGUAUUCGGAUACUACUUCUAAUUGACUUUGUAGACAUUUAAUCAGUCACUUGUUGUGAUUCUGUUGCUGGUUAGGGUUCACACCUGUUCAUUGUUCACUAACAAAACCAGCUACUUCUGGAA
Molecule: messenger RNA, 1933 nt
Organism: Sphaeramia orbicularis (orbiculate cardinalfish)
Lineage: Eukaryota; Metazoa; Chordata; Actinopteri; Kurtiformes; Apogonidae
Product: zinc finger protein 239-like
Exons: 2
Coding region: 259-1290 (343 amino acids)
Source: RefSeq, a predicted model, not a curated record